UUUAGGAUUUUUUUUGAAGAUUUUUACUCAUUUUUUGAAAAAUAUUUACAAGAAUUUUCAUGCCAAAUUUGGGGGAUUUUUUUAAAAUAAAACUUUUAAGAAAUUAUUGGAAUUUUCUUCCUGAAGGUUUUGCAAAUUUUCAGAAAUUUGGGAAACUUUUUGCUGAAUUUUUGGAUUUAUUUCAGACAAGGAAACAAUAUUUUUUGGUGCCUGUAAAUGAGGACAACAGGAGGGUUAAUGAUCUCUGGAGGAAGAGUUGCAGUUUUGUUGUUUUACAACCCUGCUGCACUUUAAACCGAACACUGGGUGGCAGCAGAGAGUUGUUUUGCUCAACUUUCCUCCGUGCGUAACUGAGUGUUCCAAAUUACGCACGCCCUGUCAGCUGCAGCCGGUGCUCUCCUGGCUGCGACACAAUCUAUAUUUAAAUGAACAUGUUAAUUAUUGAAUAUCUCUGAACAGAUUAAUUCGGUGUUUGGUUUUUUUGACUAAGAGAGACGGGGGAGACUCAGAGGAGGCUCAUUACGCACAAGACUGAUGGACGCAUCAGAUUUAAUGUUCUCCCAUAAACGCUCCAACCCCUCCCUGUGGAUGAGGGAUCGAGGGUGAAGCUUUCCUUUCCACACUGUCAGGAGUUGAAGCGGUGAUGCUGCGCGACAAUAGGUCUUGGAGAAGAGAGGAGGGGAGAUGAGAGGGCAGGAGGGCGGGUGGAAAAGCGCAGAAGAGCUGGGAUGGCGCUCCAAGACCCAGCUGUGUUUGGACGUUAAUCCAGCUUUAAUAUAUUUUGGUUUCUAGAUCAUCUCGAAGUGUCUGUGAGCUGCUGACAUCAUGAAUGAAGAAAAUGAGAGCGUUUCUUUGAACAGGUCUCUGUCGGAGAUGGACCUCUUCAGCAACCUGGAGGACAUCGACGUGACAGCUGAUGGAAGCCCGAUCCUCAGGUUCCUCAUCUGCCUCGUCUACUCUGUGGUUUGUGCUGCGGGUCUGGUUGGCAACCUGCUGGUCCUCUUCUUCAUCAGGGUCAAAAGGGAGAGAAGAAAAUCCAGAGUGAACUUCUUCGUGCUCAACCUGGCGGUGACGGACCUGCAGUUCGUCCUCACGCUGCCCUUCUGGGCCGUGGACACCGCGCUGGACUUCAGCUGGCCGUUUGGAGACGCCAUGUGCAAAAUCAUCCUGUCGGUCACCGUCAUGAACAUGUACGCCAGCGUGUUUUUUCUCACUGCAAUGAGUGUGACCCGCUACUGGUCCGUCGCCUCCUCUCUGAAGAACAGAACUGUGCGCAAGUCAUGUUCCGCCAAAUGGAUGUGCGCAAUAAUUUGGACACUGGCGACUCUGGCGACGACGCCGACGUCGAUUUUCUCAACUGUCAGCAACGUAACAGGAGAAAAACUGUGUCUGCUGAGGUUUCCAGGUGGACAGUACUGGCUGGCUGUUUAUCACAUACAGAAAAUAAUCGUGGGUUUUGUUUUGCCAAUGUCCAUCGUGUCCAUCAGCUACAUGAUGCUUUUGCGCAUCAUCCGCAAUCGCAGUAUGAAAACAAGCAACCCCAAACGGAGAUCCCAGGUCACUAAAUCUAUCACCAUCGUCGUGUUGUCCUUCUUCAUGUGCUGGAUGCCAAACCACGCCAUCACCCUGUGGAGUGUACUGGUCAAACUGAACGCUGCAAACUGGGACCAGGCGUACUACAUAGUGCACACAUACGUGUUCCCGCUGACCGUGUGUCUGGCGCACACCAACAGCUGCCUGAACCCCAUCAUCUACUGCCUCAUGAGGAAGGAGUUCAGGAACAAACUCACAAGUCUGGUCCACAGAGGAUGAUGUUCUGGAGCUUAGUGAAGGAGGUGACAAACAGUAACUAAAACAGAACACAAGCUGAGAGAGGAAAGGCUCCAGAAAGAUGAUGAAAAGACUCUGCUCCUGAAAAAUGUUUCUUUUCCAUCUUUCAUCAGCGCUUGUCUUUAAACUGGAAAAAAUGCUCCUCUCAAAACAAGAAAAAAACGUAUUUCAAGGAACUUUUACCUUGAAAUAAGUGAAAAAAUCUGCCAAUAGAACAAGUGAAAAGGGGCUUGGUAAGAUUUCUUGAAA
This is a messenger RNA of Amphiprion ocellaris (clown anemonefish), 2079 nucleotides long. It is a transcript of the gene rxfp3.3a1, whose product is annotated as relaxin family peptide receptor 3.3a1. The coding region runs from base 826 to 1812 and encodes 328 amino acids. Gene Ontology annotation, biological process: G protein-coupled receptor signaling pathway; immune response. Lineage: Eukaryota; Metazoa; Chordata; Actinopteri; Pomacentridae. Gene Ontology annotation, molecular function: G protein-coupled receptor activity. The record is from RefSeq and is a predicted model, not a curated record. Gene Ontology annotation, cellular component: membrane. The transcript has a single exon.